This is a messenger RNA of Verticillium nonalfalfae, 237 nucleotides long. RefSeq lists its product as uncharacterized. NCBI's taxonomy places the organism in Eukaryota, Fungi, Ascomycota, Sordariomycetes, Glomerellales, Plectosphaerellaceae. The transcript has 4 exons. Gene Ontology annotation, biological process: N-terminal protein amino acid methylation. Bases 1 to 237 code for a protein of 78 amino acids. Gene Ontology annotation, molecular function: methyltransferase activity. The record is from RefSeq and is a predicted model, not a curated record.
AUGCGCUUGAAGGAGGCGCAGGGAUCGGCAGGGUUACCGAGGGACAUAUAUGAUGAUGAGGACGGUGGUGUUACACGGGGCGAUGCGAAAUUCCGAAAACUAUUCAAGCAGGCGGGAUUGCGUAUCGUCAAGGUUGAGAUUCAAAAGGGAAUGAAUCCAGCCAAUGCAGAGAAGCUGUUCCCAGUCAAAAUGUAUGGUUUGAAGCCAGAAGCCUUGGAGCCAGAAAAAGAACAGUGA